This is a messenger RNA of Hyaloscypha bicolor E, 948 nucleotides long. RefSeq names its product glycosyltransferase family 8 protein. The record is from RefSeq and is a predicted model, not a curated record. The transcript has 3 exons. The coding region runs from base 1 to 948 and encodes 315 amino acids. Gene Ontology annotation, molecular function: glycosyltransferase activity. NCBI's taxonomy places the organism in Eukaryota, Fungi, Ascomycota, Leotiomycetes, Helotiales, Hyaloscyphaceae.
AUGGUUGAAAUACCACGAGUUACUGAGGCAAGGAAAGUGUGGACGACACUCAUCACCAACACAAAAUAUCUCUCGGGCCUCAUCACGCUCGACUUCAGUCUCAAGAAGCAAGGCUCCAAAUACCCCCUUGUCGCCCUGUACACCGAUGACUUCCCAGCUGAAGGACACGCCGCGCUCGAAGCACGGGGAAUCCCCAAGCAGAGAAUCGAGUACCUGCUUCCGAAAGCAGGGAAGGACUAUUCCAAUGACCCACGCUUCUACGACUGCUGGUCCAAACUCACACCCUUCAGUCUCGUAGAGUAUGACAGGGUUGUACAACUCGACAGUGAUAUGCUGGUACUGCAGAACAUGGAUGAGCUGAUGGAGAUGGAGCUUGAUGGGCCGGAGUUGGGGGGUAAAGGGAAGAAGGUGUUUGCGGCAGGGCAUGCGUGUGUUUGCAAUCCGUUGAAGAAGCCGCAUUAUCCCAAGGACUGGGUCCCAGAAAAUUGCGCCUUCACAAGCCAACACACCACCCCUGACAUCGCGCAAACAACCGGACCCGACCCUGCCGUCGGUCCCCUAGGCUUCAUGAACGGCGGCCUGCAAGUCGUGAACCCCUCCAAAACUGUCUACGGCCUGAUCCUCGCACACAUGGAAUCGGAUGCCGCCAUCGACAUGGAUUUUGCCGACCAGUCGCUCCUCUCUGACCUGUUCAAAGGCUGCUGGGUCCCGUUGCCGUAUAUCUACAAUGCGCUGAAAACGCUGAGGUGGGAGAACGUGCAUAGUGAGAUCUGGAAGGAUGAUAAGGUGAAGAAUGUUCAUUAUAUUUUGGCUCCGAAGCCGUGGGAUGAGAUGGAUGGAGAGGGGAAUAGUGUCUCCAAGGAUCCGACACAUGUUUGGUGGGUGGAUUAUAAUAAUGAGAGGCUAGCGCUGGAGAAGAAGGAGGGGAUAAAGGUAGAUGGGUUUUAG